AUGCAGUCUAUCUCGAUAAUCAUGGCCCUCAGCAGCCUUGCAGCUGCGGGCCCCGUCAUGAGGCGCCAGGCGCAGGUCGGGCAGCCGCUUCCCAACGGUCCCUUUGCCUUCACGUCGACAUACAACCUGGUUGCCACGCCCGACAAGGUCAUCAACAACGAUGGGCAGGUUGCUCCCGGCGAGACUGGUGCUAUUGGAUUCUACAACUACGGCAUCAACGUCGACCUUGACAUCAUCUGCUACAACAUCACCCUGAUGGGCGUCACAGGUCCUUACCAGUCCCCCGCCACAACGGCAACCCACAUCCACGAGGCUGCCGAGGGUGCCGCCGGCCCACCCCGUAUCUCUUUCCCCAACCCUGAGCCAGCCGACUCUGGUCCCGAGGUUGUCAAACGCUCUUCCGGCUGCCUGACCGGCCCCUUCAUCACCGGCAUCCAAGCCAACGGCCAGGACACCGGCACGGGCUUCACCCUCCGCCAGAUCGAGGCCAACCCUGCGGGCUUCUUCACCGACUCCCACACCGUCAAGUCGGUUCCCGGUGUGGUUCGCGCCCAGAUGGUCGCCACUGCAGCCGGCGCCGUCGCCGCACCCGCCGCACCCGCCGCAGCGCCCCCGGCCCCCGUCGCAGGUGCCGUCAACGCCGCUCCCGCCGUCAACCAGCCCAGCCAGGCCCCUGACGAUCUGGGCGGCUGCAGCAUCCUCGGCUUCCAAGUCGCCAGUUCGCCGCUCAAGUACCUGUGCUUCCAGCCCGGUUUCGGCAGCGGUGCGGCCGCACCUGCCGCACCUGCUGCGCCCGUGGCCGCUAACCCUGUGGCCGCCCCCGUGUCGUCGGCUAGCCCCGUCGCCUCUGCUGCGCCUGUUGCCGCGCCCGUCGCUUCGGCCAGCCCUGUUGCUUCGGCCGCCCCCGGCCUGGUGCCACUCCCGGGAACCGGGGUUGCUGACGAGGCAGCUGAUGAGCUGCAACCUCUCCCCGGAACCAAGAAGAUUUAA
Molecule: messenger RNA, 990 nt
Organism: Pyricularia pennisetigena
Lineage: Eukaryota; Fungi; Ascomycota; Sordariomycetes; Magnaporthales; Pyriculariaceae
Exons: 2
Coding region: 1-990 (329 amino acids)
Source: RefSeq, a predicted model, not a curated record